AUGACGGUAACACCGGAAAGACCUAAUUCCAGUGUCGCUCCACAGGUAACAGUUAUCGUGUUAACUGCUGGAGUUGUAGGUGGGCUUUUUAUCGUACUGGCUGUCUUUAUUAUAUGUAAAUUCUGUGUGAAAAGGAAAAAAUCUUUGAGGAGCAGCCCGUCUCUGGAGCCCUUGCCGUCAUUUUGUCCUCAACAGUUGCUCACCAUGGAGCCAGAUCACAAGGACCAGGAGCGAUGUCUUGAGGACCAGGAACCAUCAGAAAGAACCAAAUUUAAAGAAUCCAUGAAACAAAUUAAUGAAAGUGAGUAUACAAAGGAAUAUACAGAAGGUGAUUUCCAUUACUUGAAGACUCUCCGAGUUGAGAAGUUUAGUACACCAUUUUGCAAGCAUUCCUCACUUGGAUCCCAAAACAGCAUGAACAAUGAUAGCACAGAUGCAAAGAAUUUUGUGUGCAAAAGUUCGGGAAGUUUGGACGGUAAAUGCGUCUAUGGUUUUCUGAUGCCAACAACCCUGAGUUUGUCUCGGCAGCAGUGCAUUGAAGAAUCCCCCUCUCCGACGAACAGGCCGACUCAAACAGAGAUCUUGGUUGAAGUCCAUUGUCAACAAAACGCUAACUUGACCGAACAUUGUUGCAAAGAAAACGGGAAAAGUUCGCCGCCACCGCCGCCUCCGCCGCCGCUUCCGCUGCCAGCCGUCUCGGCAGCAACGAGAGCAGCGGCAUCGGCAGCAGCCGUAGUGGCAUCAGCACUACCGCUCCCAUCAUCAUCCUCAUCGUCGCCGUCGCCCACGGCACUGCCUCUCCCGCUACCUCUACCUCUACCCUCACCGACACCGCCACCAUUACCACCCCUCACCUUAUCGACGGUCCCUACGAAGUCUUUACAAUCACACAGCAUGGAUACGGUGAGCCCCAUCAAAACGUGGCAACUCCCUGAUAGCAGCAGCAUGCAGGUUUAUGAUGAUACGACUGAUUACGAUACACUGAAGAUAACGGAAUUCACACGAGGUCCCUUCCACAACGCUGAUUACGAAUUAGCGUCAGAUGUCGGUUCGCCAAAGGUACGCUACAACGACACGGGGAGUUUGGAGCAGCUGAAUGACAGGCAUCUUGAGUUUGCGAAUGAUUACGACCAUGCAGGUAUAGUGUCGAACGAGAGUGAUGAUACGGAAACGUUAAACGGUAGCCAAAGAUAUAAGGAACUGUGGAAUCUGAGGGCUACGCUGGAAGAAGAAGAGGGGGAUUGUAGCGAUACAAUUCGAAUGGAAGAUAACUCAGCUGACCAGUCCCCAGAUAUCGGACACGGUGCUUCGAAUACAACUUCGUUUGAGUCGAACACUGAACCCGUGGCUCAGCAGAGUAGCAGCAGCCCUGUCACUUACACUCGAAGAGAAGAGAGGUUCUUACUAGAACUCCAACGUCACUCAAGUAACCUUCUCCAUCCGAAUUACGAAAGCAGGCGCCAAUCCUACAAAGAUAUCUUACACCGAAGACUUCAGAGACCCAAUCAACCGGUAGCGAGUGGGGACAACAGCUUCGAUAGCGUCGACACAGUGGACACUGAUGGGGAAGUGUCCGAUACGAGUCGACACGAAGUAACAACCACAUCAUUUGAAUCAACCACUGAUAACACAGACAGCACUACAGAGAGUCAAACCAGUAAACUACGACAAAUGAAAGCAGACAGUGGGUAUAAAUCUUUAGAAACACAAAUCCCUUCCCAGAAUAGCUCUUUGAGAAGGUCGCCAGGACAUUCUCCAGGUCAUUCGCCGGGACAUUCACCUGCUGGCACUUCCCCAGGCACUUCACCCGGAAACUCAUCUUGUAACAUGGACAUUGAAAGUUGUGUUGGUACAAAGACUCCAAUCAAGCAAGCUGCACCUCCUCCUCCAGUGACGGCUCCUGCAUCAGAGCCGGCCACGCCCACCCCUUCGUUCCAAAGCUCUGCUCCUGAUACUCCGGUCAAGAAACACAAGAAAUCGGCAGGUAACUCCCAUUUCGAUCGAAGAAAUGGUAAAACUGCUUCGAAGAAGAGACGAGAAUAUAGUCGAGAACGGCAAGUGGUUCAAGUUUAUGACAGCAUCAAUGAACCGGAAACAGAUUCCAAAUCUGACCAACCUUCAGGAGACAGCUUUGAAGACAACUCCUUGUCUGGAAAACUGUCAGUUUUCACUCGUUUCUUUCGGGCCCAGCAGCGUGAGCAUAAGGAACGAUCUUUAUCCAGAGAUUAUAGCAUUGAUGAGAAAUCAAACGAAAUCUUCAACCAGUUUCUUAGACAAGACCCUAAAAUGGAAGGAGGUAUUAGUAUGCGACGAUCGCCGAGGACCCAUCCACGUCAUCGGCUUACGCGAAAGCAUACUGACCCGUCAUUCUAUGAAGUACACCGACACGACCGUCUAAGUCCAAGUACACGCAGCGCCAGCCUGGGUAGUGACAGUAGUGCAAGCUCAGUGCGACGAAUGUCUCCACAAGAUAGUAUAGAAGAGGAGUAUUCGACUGAAGAGAAACCAGCGGCCGUAGAAUGGACUGAAGAAGCAGGGAAAUGUGAAAGUAAAAGUAGCGAAUCAUUGCAACCAGUCCCCAUUCAAGAUAUUCCAAUUAUAAAACUGCCAGAAGAGGAUAUAACUGACGCCUAAAGCUAAACAAAUUGGUUAAACAUUUUGGAACCUGAUCUUGUUGGAUAAUUUGGUCAUAGGAGGAAGUUGUGAGACACCAUGAUGUGAAUUCAACAUUGGCAGAAACAGGUGUAAAGAAAUAACAAUGUAAAAGAUGCAAACAUGAACCAGGUGUAAAUGAUAUUUAUAUAUAAAUAUAUAUAUAUAUAUAUAUAAGUAUUUAUAGCAGAGGAAACAGGUGAAAUAUAUAUAUAUAUACAGAAUGUGAAAGAGCUGUGAGAAACUAACUGCAAAAAAUAUAUGGAACCAAAGUGAUACAGAUAAAAUGGUAAAAUGGUUAAAAAAAAAUAAACGUAAAUGAAGCAAAAAAACAAAUGAGUGAGAUGGAAGAACUGUGAGAAAAUGGAAUGCAACGGAUGUUGCUAAUUGAGAUAAUUGAACCAAUCAAUAAACGAGACAUAAAUAACGAAAUAAAUAUAGAAGAUGAUGAAACAGAUGUUACAGAUGGAGCAUAAAACAAACAAGGCAAAUAAUAUAUACAUAUGUGAGUGUGUGUGUGUGUGUACAUGCAGUAUAGAUAUAUAUAAAUGUUUUUUUAUAUAUAUACACGUAUGCAAAUACACACAAACACACACACCCACACACAUAUACAUGCACACACACACACGUGCAUAUAUACAUACAUAUUAGGGGAGAACAGUUGUCAAAGUGGAAUUUGAAACAAAGAGAUGUGUGUCCAUGCAUGUGUAUUGUGCGUGUGUUUAUGAGUGUUUAUAUAUGUGUGUGUGUGUGUGUGUGUCAAUAUAUAUACAUACACUUAUAUACAUAGAUACAUAUAUAUACAAA
Molecule: messenger RNA, 3459 nt
Organism: Octopus bimaculoides (California two-spot octopus)
Lineage: Eukaryota; Metazoa; Mollusca; Cephalopoda; Octopoda; Octopodidae
Biological process (GO): negative regulation of calcium ion-dependent exocytosis; negative regulation of voltage-gated calcium channel activity
Cellular component (GO): plasma membrane; secretory granule
Molecular function (GO): transmembrane transporter binding
Source: RefSeq, a predicted model, not a curated record